Messenger RNA from Mesorhabditis spiculigera, 297 nucleotides. The record is from the annotation of a GenBank genome assembly. NCBI's taxonomy places the organism in Eukaryota, Metazoa, Nematoda, Chromadorea, Rhabditida, Rhabditidae.
AUGUUUCCAAAAAUUUACAAUACUAAAACAUUUUCAGAGGUGCUCCACGUCAAUCCGAUCCGCCGCCACCUCUACCCAAACCAAGCCCACCAGACGUCAGACAAGAAGUGCGUGCGCAUCGAGACGACAACCGCCAACGUGCAAGAAGCGAUCGCGCGCGGCGACCGUAACCGCGACAAAAUGAGACGUGAAGCCAUCCGAGCGUCGACCAGCGGCAAGCAGACACCCACCGCGAUCCGGCAGCUGACCGCGGCGAAAAGUAAGGCCGCCCCGAUGAAGGCUAUCGGUUUAAAGAAG